Molecule: messenger RNA, 1383 nt
Organism: Dalotia coriaria
Lineage: Eukaryota; Metazoa; Arthropoda; Insecta; Coleoptera; Staphylinidae
Product: retinol dehydrogenase 11-like
Exons: 3
Coding region: 69-1223 (384 amino acids)
Source: RefSeq, a predicted model, not a curated record
AUUUUACACCAAAUGCAAUUUGUACUUGGUUAUGUUUUGAUUGAUUUAUGAAGUGAAUUCUGUCUUAAAUGUCUACCUCUGUUCGCCGCAUGAACUCUGACGAAUGUAUUGAUUUAAACCGGAAUCUAACGCGCAAAACAGUGCAGCGUGAUUUGCACACAAAAGUCCAGAAUCUUCCAGAAACUACUUCUAGUCACUCUACUGCAUAUCAUAGAGAUAAAACUGCAUCAAUGGCUCAAAACUUUAACAAAAUAUUUGUCUAUGGCAGCUCAGUUGCUCUCAUAGCAGUGAUUCUAUAUGGCGUAAGAAAAUACAGAUCAAAGUCAUGGGGAAGAUGCACCAACAAAGAAUCAUUGGUUGGAAAGACAGUGCUCAUCACUGGAGCAAACAGUGGACUUGGUUAUGAAACAGCCAAGGAACUAAGCUUAAGAGGAGCUGAUAUCAUCAUGGCUUGUAGAAAUAAAGACCUAGCACAGAAGGCUAUAACAAAAAUUGAAAAUUCUAAUAUCUCCAAUAAACUGCUCUUUAUUGAAGUGGAUCUUGGAUGUCUUGACUCAGUAGUCAAGUUUUCUUCUACUGUGGCACAGAAAUACUCAAAAAUUGAUAUUCUGGUGAAUAAUGCAGGAGUUUCUAUUCCUAACAAGCAAAAAAUGACAACACCUGAUGGUUUGGAGAUUCAUUUUGGUGUGAAUUAUCUGAGCCACUUUUUGUUGACAACUUUAAUGAUGCCUCUUUUGGAAAAAGCAGGACAUGCAAGAGUUAUCAAUGUUUCCUCACAACUACAUCAGAGGGGAUCAGUUAAUUUGGAAGACAUUAACUAUGAAAAGCAUCCACCAAAAAGAGCAUAUGCUGAUUCUAAACUGCAACAGAUUUAUUUCGGACAAGAAUUGGCUAAUAAGACCAUGAAUAAGAGUAUUCAAGUGUAUAAUUUGUGCCCAGGAUGGGUUUAUACUAAUUUGUUUAGGCACAGUAUCCGAAAUGUGUUUAAACUAAUGUUUGCAAUACCAGUUGCUUUCUUUUUUAUGAGAUCAGCUAAACAAGGAGCACAAACGAUUAUUUAUUGCGCAACCGAACCUGCGCUUAAAGAGGAAAGUGGAAAACUAUAUCGAGAUUGUCAUCGCUCAACAUCGACGUAUGAGUUUACCCCAACCGAAAGAGAACAACUAUGGACAGUAUCAAAAGAUCUCAUUGAAAGUAAGGGUAUCAAAGUACCUGAAAUUUAAUUUAGCGUACCGUUAUGUUUGCCGCUGCUUAGAACGCAUUUAAAACACAAAUUUGCCGCAUCGUGUGAUAGAACGUCCUUACAACUAGAGUUAUAAAGAUAAAUACAUAUAUAUUGUACAAAAGGUACACCAGAAAUAAAUAUUGAAUGUUAAGCUGAAA